AUGUCUGUGAAAUGGGUUUCAGCUCUAUUGCUGCUACAGCUAUGCCUCUUUAGCUGUGGGUCUUGUGGGAAGGUCCUGGUGUGGCCUAUGGAGUAUAGUCACUGGCUCAAUAUGAAGGCCAUCCUGGAUGAACUUAUAGAGAAGGGCCAUGAGGUGACUGUGCUAACACCUGCUGCUACUGUUUUGGUGGAUCCCAAUAAUUCAUCAGCUCUCCAUUUUGAGGUUUUUCCUGUGCUACCCAAUCAAGAAGAUUUAGCUUUAUUUGUUGAAAAAUGGAUCACAUUUUGGAUUUAUGAAAUGCCAAAUCUUUCAUUAAUGGAAUAUGUUGCCAGCCUACAAGAAAUUUUUUUUCACUAUUCCAGAUUUUCUUCCAGACUUUUGAAACAGAACUGUGAGAGUGCUGUUCUGAACAAAGAACUUGUAAAAAGAUUGAAGGAAGCCAGAUAUGAUGUUGUUCUCUCAGAUGCUAUAUGUUUUUGUUCUGAGCUCAUAGCAGAGAUACUUGAAAUCCCCUUUGUCUACAGUCUUCGCUUCUCUGUUGGCAACACCUUUGAAAAACACUGUGGAGGACUCCCAUGCCCUCCUUCCUUUGUGCCUCUACCCUUGACAGCAUUGACUGACAAGAUGACCUUCAUGGAGAAAGUGAAAAAUAUGGUUAUUACCCUUUACCUCGACUUAUGGUUUCAGAAUUUUUAUUUGAAGGAUUGGGAUCAGUUUUACAGUGAUGUAUUAGGAAGACCAACUACAUUAUGUGAAACUAUGGGGAAAGCUGAAAUGUGGCUAAUUCGAACAUACUGGGAUUUUGAAUUUCCUCGUCCUUACUUGCCAAAUUUUGAGUUUGUCGGAGGACUUCAUUGUAAACCUGCAAAGCCUCUUCCUGAGGAAAUGGAAAAAUUUGUCCAGAGUUCUGGGGACCAUGGUAUCGUGGUAUUUUCUCUUGGCUCAAUGGUGAAAAACUUAACUGAUGAAAAGAGUAAUGUGAUUGCUGCAGCUCUUGCCCAGAUUCCACAGAAGGUUCUGUGGCGAUACAAAGGAAAGAAGCCAGCCACAUUAGGUCCAAAUACCAAAACCUAUGACUGGAUUCCCCAGAAUGAUCUUCUUGGUCACCCCAAAACCAAGGCUUUUAUCACUCAUGGUGGAACCAAUGGAAUCUACGAAGCAAUCUAUCAUGGAAUUCCCAUGGUAGGUGUGCCCAUGUUUGCUGAUCAGCCUGAUAACAUUGCUCACAUGAAGGCCAAGGGAGCAGCUGUCGAGGUGAACUUUAAUAAAAUGACAACAGCAGACCUGCUUAAUGCUUUGAAGACAGUCAUCAAUGACCCCUCAUACAAAGAAAAUGCUAUGAGAUUAUCAAGAAUUCAUCAUGACCAACCUGUGAAACCCCUAGAUCGAGCUGUCUUCUGGAUCGAGUUUGUGAUGCGUCACAAAGGUGCUAAGCACCUUCGACCUGCUGCCCAUGACCUCACCUGGUACCAGUACCACUCCUUGGAUGUGAUUGGCUUCCUACUUGCCUGUGUGGCAACUGUUGUCUUUAUAGUUGCUAAAUCCUGCUUGUUUUGCUGCCGGAAAUUUGGUAAAACAGGAAAGAAACAAAAGAGGGCAUAAUUUCCUUUGAUACCUAAGGCUGGGGAUGGGGGAUAGAAGUGGUGAGGAAGGAGCCAGGAAGAACUCCAUCUUAGUACUUAGUCUAGCUGCCUUGAGGUUUGAAAUAAACUCCUUUUCCCAAUUCACAAUAUUUAUGUAACUCUUACUUUGUGCAAAGCAUUGUAUAUAGGUCCUGAAGGAGAUGCAAAGACAGAUGAGUCAGUUUUUGUCCUCAAGUUUACAACCAAUUUGGACAUGAAUAUGACAUGCAUACAAAUAAUGAGUGGUAAUUUUAAUAUGAUAAGAGAUGUCUCAAAAGAAGCAAUUUAAGAGUUUCUCUUUUUCUUUCUAGUUUGUGAUAUCACAAAGACUUUUCCAGGUAGAUUAGGAAAACUGUAGUACCAAAGUUAGUAGAAAACAAUACAGGAGAAAAAACAAAAUUCAAAUUGGAAUUUUUUUCUCAAUCUUCAACUCGGUCUUGGUUGCCUGACUACUUUCUUUUGAUCUCCUAUCUGUCCCUUCCACAUCCACAAUUGUUAUUUCACACCCUUGAAUAAUUUCUAAGAGUAAUAAUCCAAGCAACCUUUUAAUCUUGAUUUAUAAGUGAAAUUUGCCUCAAAAGGUUUGUGAUCAUAGCUCAGUGCUCUAGCACUGAUAACUCAGACACCUGAGCUCUACUACUAACUUGGAUGAGUGACCACAGGCUAUGCAUUUUGUUGCCAGGUUUCAGUUUCCUCAUUUGUAAAAUGAAAAAAGGAAUGGAGGCAGUUUGACAACAUAAUUCCUCCCAGUUCUAAAACUGGAAUUGGGACAAAGAUUCAGGAGAAAGUAGUCCUGUUUGUGCUUCAAAAAUAAUCUAAAAUGUCGCUAUUUCUAGAGCUCAUCCAUUCAAAAUGAUUACCAAUCAAAUAUUUCCAAGCUCAUAGGAUAUUCUUACAAUAAUAAGUAGUGAUAGUAGCACCUGUUAAGAAAGGAUUUUCCCCACAUUUCACCUUGACUUGUAAAGCCUAAAUUUAGAACAAAAUAAAAUUGCUUCUAUGCCUUUUAAGAACAAGAACCACAGAGAAUGCUUUCAUUUCUCAGGGAAAGAGAUUUGUCUGCCAUAACUUAAUGGGGAAAGUAUGGAUGUUAGAGUAGGGGAAACUAUAAAGGAAUAUAGGAGGAAAAGUUCACUAGUUCACUAGUAACUGGCUUAGUUAAAAACAGCAAAUGCUUACAUAAUAUUCAAGUUCAUUUUUAAAAAGCAUACUUACAAUAAAUAAAUAAAUGAAAAGCAUACUUACAAUUCAUAUGAUCAUGGCACUGCUAAUGUUAUUUCUUGAACUUGACUGAAAAUAGCAAUAUGACCACAAAUCCUUUGCAUGCUGAUUUUAGGUUAAUAUGCAGAUAAACACUGUAAAUUCGUUUCCCAAAUAUUUUUAAAUUAAAAGAAAUUGAUUGUUAUGGUGUGUAUAUUUUUUUAAGAGUAUUUGUCUUUAUUUGGGGGAGUUGGGAAUCCUAAACUAGUUCACAAAAUUGUUCACUAGUUUUAUAAAACAAAAAAGUAACCAAAUAAAAAUCCUAUUUGCAUUUUUAUUUUUAAAAAAAUUAUUUGUAUUGAUUAAUUUUUCAGAAUAUAAUCAAAGUAAUCAACCCCUAUGGAGCAGCACUGAAUUUUUUUCUAGAAGUUUUCUAGAAAUUAAGCCAUUACUGUCCUAUCUAAAUAAGAGCAUUAGCACUUACUACUCUGUAAACACUGUAUCUUAAAAAUAAUAGUUUGCCAAAAUCAUAGUUUAAUUUUUUGGUAGUGUUCAUUGCUAAGUUAACGCUUCAGAAUUUCCUUUUAAUUUUGAAAAGGUUAAAGAUGAACGUGUUCCAAGGCAUUUUAUCUUAGUGUCGAUUUCUAAAUAUCAUUAGGAAGACUUUAUUUGUCCAGGAAUUUUUUGAAGCUUAGAGGCUUAAAGUAGGUGGAUUUUUUUUACAUAAUGCUACUUGGAUUAUAUACCAACAUGUGAAUUAUGUUAAUUAAGCAUUGUGUUUGUAGAUAUUGGAAUUAAGUAUGUAUUGCUGCUAUAAUUCUUAUCAGAUUGUAACACAUCUAACUCAAGAGUUUAUGGGCUACAAAUAAUAUUUUCAAAGGACAAGUGCCCUCUACUGGCUUCGUUAAAAACUGUAAAUGCUUACAUAACAUUCAAGUUCAUUUUUAAAAAGCAUACUUACAAUAAAUAAAUAAAUGAAAAGCAUACUUACAAUUCAUAUGACCAUGGAACUGCUAAUGUUACUUCUUGAACUUGACUGAAAAUAGCAAUAUGACCACAAAUCCUUUCCAUGCUGAUUUUAGGUUAAUAUGCACAUAAGCACUAUAAAUUCAUUUUCCUAAUAUUUUUAAAUUAAAAGAAAUUGAUUGUUA
This is a messenger RNA of Gracilinanus agilis (Agile Gracile Mouse Opossum), 3970 nucleotides long. Its product is annotated as UDP-glucuronosyltransferase 2B31-like. The record is from RefSeq and is a predicted model, not a curated record. The transcript has 7 exons. Gene Ontology annotation, molecular function: UDP-glycosyltransferase activity. NCBI's taxonomy places the organism in Eukaryota, Metazoa, Chordata, Mammalia, Didelphimorphia, Didelphidae. The coding region runs from base 1 to 1602 and encodes 533 amino acids.